AUGCUGGCGUAUGCAAAAGGAAGCACGCUGGUCGUGGCCAACGCCGGCGACGUAAGGGCGGUGCUAGCGUCGAACGAUGCCUCGAGGGGGCUGGUGGCAAAACCCCUGAGCACUGACCACAACGCCAAGCACGAGUCCGAACAAGCUCGGUUGACCGCAGCUCAUCCAAAUGAGCCCGACGUGUUCAAGUGCAAAUUGCACCGCAACUCGACUCGGGUGAAGUCGUGCCGCGUCAGAGGCAUCUUGCAGCCCACGCGCGCGUUGGGGGACUUUGCCUUCAAGUAUGAAGAAUUCAACACGUUACAUGCCAGUUUUCAAAAUGGAGGCGACGGUUUCGUCAUCCCGCAGCCAUAUACACCACCGUACAUACUGGCAGAUCCGGAAACCCAAGUGCAUACGCUGACGGAUGCCGACCAAUUUCUCAUUUUGGGAAGCGAUGGACUAUGGGGUAGCUUGUCCAACGAAGAAGCGGUUGAAAUUGUCGCCAAUUAUGCAUCUCGUGGCGUGCACUUCCGAGCCGCCCAAGCAUUGGUCAACCGUGUGAUCGCCAAGAAAGUCGAAAAAAAAAACCACACCGCAUCCCCCAUCGAGAUUCUUUGGUCCACUAUAAAGUGCCAGAGCAAGACGUUGCUGCGCGAGCGCCUUGCUGCGUUUAUGGGACCUCGUCCUGACGGACAAACUCGUGACGAGUUUCGUAUGGCUUACCUUGAGCACAUCGCCGACGAAGUCAUUGCAGUGCCGAAUCGAGCGCAACAAGCAGACUACUACAUCCCUAACGAAGUGUUUUACCCCCUAUUUGCGAAAAAAGCUGUCAUGGUAUUACGUAAGAUCGCAAGCGAUACCAACAUCGACGAAGCCAAAUGGUACAACACGCUGCGCGAGUGUGCUGGCACGGACUUAGUGCUGCACAUUCGGCUGUCGAAUCGAACGUUCCUGGUGUGUUGUCUCAAAAAGCGAGAAACAUAUGAGGACAACCUACGGGCGAAUGCGCGACGCAUGGGUGGCGAGUGGCGACGGAGUGCUUGCAUGUGGAACAAACAACCCAGUGAGGAUGACUACCGCAACCGCAUCAUGGAUGUAGUCGGGCAACCAGCUACCAAGUGGACACCCACAAAGUCAGACAUACAAACUUACUGUCGGGCGCUGAGCGUUGAUCCCCAUGGAAACGUGACCAGUCGCCUAGUGUCAUUUAUGGAGCGGGUCGACGAUGUGAUCGAUGAAAACGGUUUACGCCAACAACUCAAGGAUCCGACCAUGUUGAGAACCUUCGUGAAGGUGGUAGCAGCGCAUGUCACUCCCAGUUACCUGCGCGACAGAGUGGACGAGCUAAUGAAGACCGUACCGGCUAACGACCUGGUGGCCUUUGCGGGCAUCCUACGCGAACAGCUCGAUCGAACGCAUAAUAAGACGACCAAGGGCGCCGCAUUACAAAACAUGCGAAGAUGGCCAACCAAGCUGUUCGAGACUAGCGGGAAUCCCGAGAAAAUUGCCCACGUCCAACAGGUGGAUACAUCAAGCCAGAACGAAGUGCAGCGGUAUGGUCCCCGUCGACUCAAAAGCGAACGGGGGACCCAACAGCCACGAAGUACGGACCGCAAGCAAAUUCGCACCCAAGAUACGAUGAACGCCCUCCCAAGCUGUGUGUGA
Molecule: messenger RNA, 1647 nt
Organism: Aphanomyces astaci
Lineage: Eukaryota; Oomycota; Saprolegniomycetes; Saprolegniales; Verrucalvaceae
Exons: 11
Coding region: 1-1647 (548 amino acids)
Biological process (GO): protein dephosphorylation
Molecular function (GO): protein serine/threonine phosphatase activity
Source: RefSeq, a predicted model, not a curated record